AUGGCAAUGCCUAUGUAUGCUAUGACCUGCUUUAAACUUCCGGUGAAGCUCUGUAAAGAUCUUACCAGUGCCAUGAUGACUUACUGGUGGAGUACAGAGGAGAAUAAGAGCAAGAUUCAUUGGGUAGGCUGGGAGAAAUUAACGCUGCCAAAGAAGGCUGGGGGCUUGGGAUUUCGCGAUAUCCAAGUUUUCAACCAAGCUUUGCUUGCCAAACAAGCCUGGAGAUUACUGCAUGACCCCCAAAGCCUGUUCAGCCGGUUCUUUAAAAGUCGAUACUAUGCUGAUGGUGAUCUGUUGUCUGCUUCUAGUGGUCGCGGAGCAUCAUACGGGUGGAGGAGCAUCAUCUACGGCCGAGAACUUUUGAGGAAAGGGCUGAGACGCUCGAUAGGUAAUGGGAAAGCUACUCUGGUAUGGGUGGACAAUUGGCUCUAUGACGGCAUCCCAAGUCGACCUGGAGGAAGGCAUUCCUUGAUGAACAUAGAGUUACGAGUCUCUGAUCUUAUUGAUGAGACGAGGCAGAACUGGAAUAUGACUAUACUCAGGGAGCUUUUCUGUCGGGAUGAUAUUGAGCUCAUCUGUAGGCAGAGGCCAUAUACUUCCAGAGAAGAUUCCUUUGUGUGGACAGGUACGAAGAAUGGGGUGUAUACAGUGAAGACGGGAUAUGAUCUCAUGAUGAUGGAGAGGCUGAGAACCAGAGGCAUUAGGGGAGAUUUGGGAUGUCUACUCUGUCAGCAUGAGUUGGAGUCGAUAAAUCAUAUCCUUUUCGAGUGUCCACAGGCAAGAUUGGUGUGGGCCUUAUCUAAUGUUCCAUCCCCGGAAAAUGGGUUUUGCAGUUCUUUAUUUGAAAACCUAAAUUUAUUCGGGGUAAUGGCGAGGAAGGAUGUACCGGAGGAUAUUCGCUCUGUUCCUCCAUGGGUCUUAUGGGUCCUAUGGAAAAAUAGGAAUGCAAUGGUAUUCGAGGGUAAGCGGUUUGAGCCACAUGAAGUCGUUGGAAAGGCUUUUGAUGAUGCAAGACAGUGGUCUAUGGCGCAAAACCGUGUUGAGAAUAUAAUACCGGCAACGGAACCGGUGGUGAUGCGAUGGUCACCGCCUGAAACAGGACAUUUUCAAAUGCAAUAUUGGUUUCUCAUGGUCACAGUCCAAGGCUAUAUCUGGUGCUUCGUGGGUCCUACGUGA
Microthlaspi erraticum is the source of this 1176-nucleotide messenger RNA. Lineage: Eukaryota; Viridiplantae; Streptophyta; Magnoliopsida; Brassicales; Brassicaceae. The record is from the annotation of a GenBank genome assembly.